Messenger RNA from Eublepharis macularius, 1262 nucleotides. It is a transcript of the gene MAD2L1, whose product is annotated as mitotic arrest deficient 2 like 1. Gene Ontology annotation, cellular component: kinetochore; nucleoplasm; cytoplasm. Bases 76 to 693 code for a protein of 205 amino acids. NCBI's taxonomy places the organism in Eukaryota, Metazoa, Chordata, Lepidosauria, Squamata, Eublepharidae. Gene Ontology annotation, biological process: mitotic spindle assembly checkpoint signaling. The transcript is spliced from 5 exons. The record is from RefSeq and is a predicted model, not a curated record.
GAAGGUUUCUGCGGCCUGCGCGGCCGCCAUUUAUUUGUCCUAAAGCGGAGUCCCUCUCAGCCUCUGGAGGUCCCGAUGGCAAAGCAACAGAGCCGCGAGCAGGGAAUCACUUUGCGGGGGAGCGCCGAGAUGGUCGCAGAGUUUUUUUCAUAUGGCAUCAACAGUAUCUUAUACCAACGUGGGAUCUAUCCUGCUGAAACCUUCACGCAUGUUCAGAAAUAUGGACUUACUAUGCUUGUAACUGCAGAUUCUGAACUUAAAAACUAUCUGAAUAAUGUAGUAGGACAGCUAAAAGAAUGGCUCUCUGAGUGCUCAGUUCAACGGCUCGUUGUGGUGAUCUCCAGUAAGGAAACCAGUGAAGUUCUUGAAAGGUGGCAGUUUGACAUUGAAUGUGAUAAAGCUGCAAAAGAAGAAAAUACACCAAGAGAGAAAUCUCAGAAGGCUAUUCAGGAUGAAAUUAAAUCUGUUAUCAGACAAAUAACAGCUACAGUGACAUUUCUUCCUUUGUUAGAAACUACUUGUGCAUUCGAUUUACUAAUUUACACCGACAGAGACUUGGCAGUUCCAGAACAAUGGGAAGAGUCAGGCCCACAGUUCAUUGCUAAUUCAGAAGAAGUCCGCCUUCGUUCUUUCACAACAACUAUCCACAAAGUCAGUACUAUGGUGGCAUACAAAAAGGAGGCCUUUCCUUGACGGGGCAAAUGCCACUCUUGUAUAUAAGCUGUCUUUUCAUAAACUGUCAUAGCCAGUUGUAUUGCAUUCUGAAUAGAUCCUGGAGAUCUACUGUAGUUCAGUUUGAAUAAUAGCAGCAAAAAUGCACAUUGUACAUGCCCACAAUUGGUAACUGGAGCUUUGUCAUUUACACCAUAAAUAGACCUUUUACCAAAAGCUAUCAUUCCAAAUUUUAUAAUGAAAAUGCUUUCCUUUUCAACCUGGAUUGAAUAAUGGCAACUCAGAAAUUCCUUAAGAACAAAAUACAGUAUGACAGCUGGGUUAUCUGCCUUGAACCAUGAUCAUGGAGAAAUACUGUGGAUAUAUAUGCUAACAAGCUGGGGUCUGUUUUUGUCACUGUGUUAUCUGUCCAAUAUAGAAGCAGCAUAAUAGAUACUUUAGGGGGGAAUUAUAGUGUCUAUUCUGUAUCCUCAACAGCUUGGAGUUCUUCCUCUUGAACAGGAAUGCUUUGUUAUAAAUGUCAGUCCAAUGUCUUUUUUAAGUGUUUGCAUCCUUUUGUAGAAUAAAACCUUUAAAUUUAUGAAAUACUA